AUGGGCUUUAAAUUUUCUUAUGUGUGCGACCUGUUUACGAGCCUCGAAAAUAAUCUCACUCUGAGGGCUUCAACGGCGUCGAGGCAUAGAAACCCAGACGUCGCAACCAUUGCCAACUGGUUUAGCCAGCACGGAAAACAAAUCCACGGUGGAGAGACGGACCGCCUUGCUCUGUUGUCAUGUCUAUUCCCAGAGAGGCGACCGGAGAGAGUAUUUGGAUUAAAGGAGCCGUCGCUUGUAAAGAUCAUUGGCAGGUGUCUUCUACUUGGGAUUUCAAGGAGGCAGGCCCUGGAUUCGUACAAAAUCUGCGGGAACGGUGAUCUGGGCCAGUGUGUGGAAAGGGUGAUGAGGCAAGCGGAAAACGACAACCCCGAGGACUCCGGCGUAACCGUUGAAGACAUUGAUACUGCCUUAGAUCAUAUUGCGUCGAGAUGUCGGUUCUCUGGCCCGGAUGUGAGGCGACGGCGGACCGCUGCCGGCGUGGAUGAAGUUCUUGGACCAAUUUUACGACACCUGACAAGCCGUGAGGCGAAAUGGCUUAUAAGGAUUAUUUUGAAAGAUCUCAGUCCUUUAACCCUACCGGCUCGUUUGAUCCUUCAAAAUUUCCAUUUCCUUCUUCCCGACCUGCUGCUACUGCAGGAUUCUCUGGGGGCAGCUGUGGCGUUAUUGAGCCGUGAUCCUAUGAAGCGAUUUCCAUGGCGUCCAGAUCCUGACUAUGCUAAGCUUCUGGCUUCCUUCGCUUUUUCUCGUAUAUCUCUUGACGUUGGAGUAAAAGUUGGAAGGCCAACGUUUUAUACAGCCAGGGGCAUCAAGCAUUGUUGUAAAAUGGCGGGAAAACGCACCAUGAGCGUCGAGCGGAAAUAUGAUGGAGAAUACUGCCAGAUACAUGUUGACCUUUCCAAAGGCUCGGGCUGUAUACAGAUCUUUUCGAAAAGUGGCAAAAACUCAACUAUGGACAGAGUUGGCAUUCAUUCUACUGUCAAAGAGUGCCUAAGAAUUGGAAAAGUCGGCUGUAAAAUAUCAAGGAAUUGCAUUUUAGAAGGGGAACUUCUUGUCUGGAGUGACGUGGAAUCAAAGAUAUUGCCAUUUCAUAAACUCCGGAAGCAUGUCAUUAGGUCUGGCUCCUUCAUUGGAACUGAGAAUGACUCACCGCCACAUUCUUAUGAGCAUCUAUAUAUAAUGCUAUUUGAUGUAUUAUUGAUUGACGAUCAAGCCUGUUUACCAAAGUCGUAUAGAGAACGCAGGGCCUUACUGAAAGAAAUUUCCCACCCUAUUGACGGGCGUGCUGGGAUUGCGGAACAGGAGUAUAUCGAUUUCUCAUUGCCAGAGAGUCAGGAGAUGUUGACCACAGCCUUUGCUACGGCCAUAUCACAACGUUGGGAAGGACUCGUUCUGAAAGCCAGCGAUGAACCUUACUUCGUGAUCGAACAGCAAGAGCACUCCAACUUUGGGCAUUGGAUUAAAUUGAAAAAGGACUAUAUUGCAGGGAUUGGGGAUACCGCAGAUUUCGCGUUGAUAGGAGCGAGAUAUGACGCUCGUGAAGCUGCAAAACUCCAGAGUAUCAAGGGUGUUCAGUGGACGUCAUUCUUCGUGGGAUGCCGUGAUACCGGUUCAAAAUAUCCCUACGAUGCGCGGCCGUUAUUUCGUGUUGUGGACGUCCUCAAUCGACAUAAUGUGAACAUUCAACUUCUACGAACACUCAAUCAAUAUGGCCGCUUCUGCAGCUGUGAUGUGGAUGAUGAAGAUGCCCCUUUUAUCAUAAAAACAGAUCAGAUACAACUCCCCAAAGUACAAGUUCUGUUCAAAACCCCCUUCGUGGUUGAAAUGGUUGGCAGUGGCUUUGAGAAGCCGGCAGGAGCGAACUAUUUCACAUUGCGCUUUCCCCGUGUUCUCAAAAUCCAUAUGGAUCGGGAUGUUGAGGAUGCUACAACACUAGAAGAGCUGCAAGUGCUGGCUGAAGCAGCCAACUCUGUCCCUAGGGAUGAAUUAUCGCAGAACACCGCUUGGUGGGCAGAGAGACUAGACGCGGUAGAUGGAGAGCCAGGUUAUAUCAUUGAUACGUCGGAACAUUCGCCUAUUUCUGUGGCUUCUGUUAGCCAGCCAACUAACUUAGAAAAUGCGCCCUCCGAUACACGCUUAAGGAGGCAUUUGGUUGCCAAUGAGCAGAAGGUGGUAACUUCAAUGGGCAAGCGAAGGGAGAUUGACGUUUCCCCAAGAGACUCCAGAAAAGUGAGCAGGAAACAGCCCAAAAUCGCGAGAUCGCUCUCACCGUGUAUCGCAAUACACUCAGAUCAUACCCAAACCACAGCAAACACUCACUUGUCUCACUCACAAGAUAGCGUAGGAGCUCGUCACCUAGCAAACAUUAGCAACUUAUCCCAACCCAAUCCGAUUCCAACUUAUGCCAGUGUCGGUGACUGCGAGGACGCAGUCGCUACAACAAGUCUAGGCAACAAAAUAGAAUGCUCAACGACUCUCAGGAAGCUCGACGAGGAUGGGUUAUCCCGUUCCCCUCAACCGAGCCAGGAAAAAAGCGCAGGCCAAAAUCCUUACCAAGAGCAACAAUGUUUCGCUCAACUGGAGCUUGGUUUGGCGGGUAGCAGCCCAUCCGUCGGGCCGCUUGAUACAUUAUCAUUUCUCUCCGAAACUCCCAUCCUACUAGGAACCGGAGUGUCUCGCGAUAAAGUGGAUUCCAUCCCCUUGGAUCCCAAACUCUUGACAACCUCGAUCACGGAGUUCCUGGAAAAGUUGCUGGAUCCUAACUUCCCAGACAAAUCACACUUCCAUCACUCCAAUCCAGACACGGCACAAAAUUUUCCCAAAUGUAGUGGCAUUGUCCUCGUUGAAUCCAAUACCACCAAGGCAUCACAAGCAGCAUCUGACAUUGCUCGAAUUGGUAACGUACUUGCUACCAACCAGCGAACCGGCCGCUUACCAUCAAAAAGGGGGAAAUUGAUUUUCCUCCGCUGCGAAGCGAUGUUACAGCACGGUCUAUUUGAAAGAAAUCAAGCAAGUCAUCCCGAAAAUCUUCGAGAACGUUGGGAGAGCCAUGGGAAGCAGUUAUUUGCUGGGUCUUUGGAAUGGGGAUAUGGUAUUUCACGGCAGCGGAAGAGAAGGAAAUUUGACUUCAAAAGUACGGAUGUGGACUGUGAGGAAAGCAGUAGAGUUGGAAGAACUAAGGCUAACGACUCUCCAUCGCCACCAACUAUGGGCGUAGAUGUUCAGUUAAGUUGGGAUUGGAGAGAAGUAUUAUCAUUGGUAUAG
Messenger RNA from Histoplasma capsulatum G186AR, 3264 nucleotides. RefSeq names its product ATP-dependent DNA ligase domain-containing protein. Gene Ontology annotation, cellular component: DNA ligase IV complex. Bases 1 to 3264 code for a protein of 1087 amino acids. The transcript is spliced from 2 exons. The record is from RefSeq and is a predicted model, not a curated record. NCBI's taxonomy places the organism in Eukaryota, Fungi, Ascomycota, Eurotiomycetes, Onygenales, Ajellomycetaceae. Gene Ontology annotation, biological process: DNA recombination; double-strand break repair via nonhomologous end joining; nucleotide-excision repair, DNA gap filling. Gene Ontology annotation, molecular function: DNA ligase (ATP) activity; ATP binding; DNA binding.